This is a messenger RNA of Spizellomyces punctatus DAOM BR117, 933 nucleotides long. Its product is annotated as 60S ribosomal protein L7. Gene Ontology annotation, biological process: maturation of LSU-rRNA from tricistronic rRNA transcript (SSU-rRNA, 5.8S rRNA, LSU-rRNA). Gene Ontology annotation, molecular function: RNA binding; structural constituent of ribosome. The transcript is spliced from 4 exons. Lineage: Eukaryota; Fungi; Chytridiomycota; Chytridiomycetes; Spizellomycetales; Spizellomycetaceae. Gene Ontology annotation, cellular component: cytosolic large ribosomal subunit. The record is from RefSeq and is a predicted model, not a curated record. Bases 88 to 822 code for a protein of 244 amino acids.
GCUCCAGUCUUGCUUUCUCUUCCCUUUCAACUCACACGGCCAUUUGAACGAUCCCCUCCGUCGUUUUGGUCCAUCUGUCCAGCCAGAAUGUCUGACGCCGCCAAGCAAUACGUGCCCGAGUCUGUGCUCAAGAAGCGCAAGACCACUGAGAAGGUCGCCGCCGAGCGUGCGGUUGCUGAGGCUGAACGCCGUAAGGCUGCUGCCGCCAAGCGCAAGGUCAUUUUCAAGCGCGCUGAGCAGUACGUCAAGGAGUACCGUGCCAAGGAGCGCGAUGAAGUCCGCCUUAAGCGUCAGGCUAAGGCUCACGGUAACUUCUACGUCCCCGCUGAGGCUCCCCUUGCCUUCGUGAUCCGUAUUAAGGGUAUCAUGAAGAUCCCCCCCAAGCCCCGGAAGAUCCUUCAGCUCCUCCGUCUCACCAGCAUCAACUCUGGUACCUUCGUGCGUCUCACCAAGGCCACCCUUCAGAUGCUCCAGUGGGUUGGUCCCUACGUUGCAUGGGGUUACCCCAACCUCAAAUCCGUCCGUGAGCUCGUCUACAAGCGCGGUUUCGCCAAGGUUGACAAACAGCGAUUGCCUAUCACCGACAACGCCGUCAUUGAGAAGGCUCUUGGCCAGUUUGGCAUCAUUUGCGUUGAGGACUUGAUCCACGAAAUUGUUACCGUUGGACCCAACUUCAAGCAGGCCAACGCCUUCUUGUGGCCUUUCCACCUCUCCAACCCCACUGGUGGCUACAAGGGAAAGAAGGCCACCCACUUCAUUGAGGGUGGUGAGUCCGGAAACCGUGAGGACAAGAUCAACGCUCUUAUCCAGAAGAUGCUUUAAGCUGUCCAUACAUAGCAAGGGGAUCGGAGCGUAUCUAGCUGACUGUAAAGUAGACUUCGCUGUGUACUUUGAAUGGCUCAAAAUUGAAUGAAUGUUCAAUACGAAAGGAUA